GGUCCAGAGGGGUCCCUGCCCCACCGCACCUCACACCUGCCCCGUCCCCGCCGCUCCCGCCCCGCCCCGGCCCUGGGCGGGGGCACCAGCUCCUGCUCCGCCCCGCCCCGCCCGCCGGACUUUACCUCCCGGCCGGGCCCGCGCCGUUCCGGGCCAUGUGAGCCGCGGGGCCGGGCCGCGGGGCCGCACCGGCUGCGGGAUGGAGCGCAGGAAGGUCUUCGUGGCACUCGACGUGCUCUGCCUGGCGGUCGGUGAGGGCUCCGCACCGGCGCCCCAGCCGCGGGCGGCUCCGGAGCGGCUCCGCGUCCCGCCGGUGCCCUCGGUGGGGCCGCGCCCUGGGCUGGGGCCAGCAUCUCUGCCCUUCAUCAUCCUGACUCUGGUGAACUCACCAUACAAGCGAGGCUUCUACUGCAACGAUGACUCCAUCCGCUACCCCUACAAGGCAGACACCAUCACGCACGGCCUCAUGGCCGGGGUCACCAUCAGCUGCACUGUUAUCAUUAUCUCAUCAGGGGAGGCGUACCUGGUCUACACUGAGCGUCUCUACUCCAAGUCAGAAUUCAACAACUACCUGGCUGCCCUCUACAAGGUGGUUGGGACCUUUCUCUUCGGAGGAGCCAUCAGCCAGUCCCUGACUGACCUGGCCAAAUACAUGAUUGGCCGUCUCCGGCCAAACUUCCUGGCUGUCUGCAAUCCUGACUGGUCCAAGGUGAACUGCUCCAUCUAUGUGCAGCUGGAGAAUGUCUGCCAGGGAGAGAGCAGGAACAUCACCGAGUCCAGACUGUCCUUCUACUCGGGACACUCUUCCUUUGGGAUGUACUGCAUGAUGUUCCUGGCGCUCUACGUGCAGGCCAGGCUGGUGGGGAAGUGGGCCCGGCUGCUGCGUCCCACCAUCCAGUUCUUCCUCAUCGCCUUCGCCAUCUACGUGGGCUACACCCGAGUGUCCGACUACAAGCACCACUGGAGCGACGUGCUGGUGGGGCUGCUGCAGGGGGCUCUCAUUGCCGUCCUCAUUGUCCACUACGUCUCUGACUUCUUCAAGCACCGUCCCCCUCGGCAGUGUGAGGAGAAGGACCCUGAGCGCAAGCCCAGCCUGCCCCUCACCCUGAGCGACCCCGACCACAAUCACUACAGCUACCGGGGUGCCCCGUGACCCCAGACUGCACAGCUGCCCCUGGCCGUGCUCCUGGCUCUGGGGCAGGGACACUGGCUCUGUAUGAACCAUUGGCUCUGGUGCCUCUGGCUGACACAAGUGGGACAGCCCUGCCUGGCUCCCCGUGCCCGUGGUGCUGCUGGUACCCGGUGCUGCCCGUGGGAGGGGGAUGUCCUCACCCCAAGGCUGCUGUCCCAGCCCUCCGUGCGGAGGAAGGGAGGGAGGGAGGGGAGGGUGGCACGUGGGGGUGGAUUUAUUGGGCUGGCAAAGCACACUGAGUGAAGAGCAAACUCCUUGGGAAGUCUGAGAUUGCCUGGGCCGAGUGUGUGUUGUCCCUGUCAAAUUAUCCAGCCAUACAAGUACAAAUCCUCACAGGCACAGAGGGAGGAGGACAGCUGCUGGGCUAGCUAUACUUUUUUGGAAAGGAUUAAAGCAAUCCAGAGCUCUUCUCUGCUCCAUUGAUUACCUUUAAGAGCAGUCCUGCCUGCCAGCAGCUGCUGUGAGCAAAGGGUGCCUGGGCAGGCUCUUCUCUGGCUGUGCCCAAUUCUGCAGUGCUGGGAGCCAGAGCUUUUUGCUCCCUGCCUGCUUCAUGCCUGGCUUGGGCAAAGGGAUGCUCCAGCCUUUGUCCCUCCUGCAGCUUCAGCUGAUGCUUUAGGGUGUGUGGUGGGGCUAGGGAGAUAUUUUCUGUGGUAAAGGAAAAUAAAUGGGGAUGUGGAGCUGUCCAAAUGUCCUGGGAAUGUGGGAGCAAUGGGUACAGAGCAGUCCUAUCACGGACACAUGGCUGCCUCCAGCACUGGAGUGCUGUGGGUCUCUUUUUAAAAUACAUGCAUUUUCAUUAUGAUGUUGUUUUUAAAUUAGAUCAUCCUUAAAGAA
Messenger RNA from Oenanthe melanoleuca, 2026 nucleotides. RefSeq names its product phospholipid phosphatase 2 (gene PLPP2). The record is from RefSeq and is a predicted model, not a curated record. Bases 200 to 1153 code for a protein of 317 amino acids. Lineage: Eukaryota; Metazoa; Chordata; Aves; Passeriformes; Muscicapidae. Gene Ontology annotation, biological process: phospholipid dephosphorylation; signal transduction; phospholipid metabolic process. The transcript has 6 exons. Gene Ontology annotation, molecular function: phosphatidate phosphatase activity.